Messenger RNA from Cicer arietinum (chickpea), 1383 nucleotides. Lineage: Eukaryota; Viridiplantae; Streptophyta; Magnoliopsida; Fabales; Fabaceae. The record is from RefSeq and is a predicted model, not a curated record.
AUGUACAUGUUACUAAUAAUUUCAGUCACAGAGACAUUAAAUUCAGAGUUAUGGCAUGCUUGUGCUGGCCCACUUGUAUCCUUGCCUCAUGUAGACAGUCCGGUGUAUUACUUCCCUCAAGGCCAAAUCGAACAGGGGGCUGCUCCCACCACAAGGAUUCCCAACUAUCCCAAUCUUCCAUCUCAGUUGCUGUGCCAAGUCCAAAACCUCACACUUCAUGCCGACAAAGAAACAGAAGAAAUCUAUGCACAAAUGACCCUCCAACCAUUGCAUCAUGAUGUAUUCAUUGAGGUCAAUAAUCUAUCUCCUUUACCUUCGGUUGGGUUAAAGGCCAAUGCUAGCAAGCAUCUCUUCUGCAAAACUUUAACUGCUAGUGACACCAGCAAACGCAGUGGCAGCUUAGUGGUGCCACAGACGGCAACAAAGGACCUCUUUCCACCCCUGGAUUACACAGUUCAACCAACAAUUCAGACUCUUAUUUUCCGAGAUUUGCAUGGUAAUAGUUGGAAAUUUCAUCAUGUAUAUCGUGGUAGCCCGAAGAGGCACGUUCUCGGUAAAUGUUGGAGUGAUUUUGUUAAAUCAAAAAGGCUUAAAGCAGGAGAUUCUGUUAUUUUUAUCCGGGAUGAGAAAUCACAAUUGCUAGUUAGGGUCAGGUAUGCUGAUAGUCAACACUCAUCACAUCCAUCGUCAAUCCUUUUUGCUGAUAAUAUGCACAUUGAUGUGCUUGCUGCUGCUGCUAAUAGAAGUCCAUGGACCGUUGUAUACAAUCCAAGAGCAUGCACUUCAGAAUUUGUUAUUCCACUUGUUAAAUACAACAAAGCUUUACGUACGCCUGAACUGUCAAUUGGCUUGAGAUUUGGUAUGAUGUUUGAGACAGAAGAAUUUGGUACGCGCAGAUAUUUGGGUACAAUAGUUGUGGAAUUAGAUGUCAAAGAAAGAACAAAUAAUGAUAUAGGAGGAGUGGAGACACUCUGUAGUCCCCUUUAUCAGCCAGAACUCCUAGAAGGCGUGCGUGCGUGCGUGCAGGCAAUUUUUGAGUAUAAAUACAGCAUACUACAACCUAAGAAUUGCAAAAGUGAAAGAAAAACAAAAAACAAGAGACAAUUGAAUAUGUCUUCCAAAAACAAAGACUCGGGUUCCAAAUAUGAUGAAUCUGAUACCGAAUAUAAUCGGAUUCUUGACUUGGCAAUCUUGAAAGGAAUUUGCAGAGACGAGUGCUAUGACUUCGGCCGUGACAAUGUUGAGAGUGACAGUGACGAUGAAAUUAUCAACAAUGAAGAGAACAAAGAAAUUGUUAACCUCAGCAAUGAAGAUGACAACAAGAAGGACGAUGGCACCACCAAGAACGGGAGCAAGGCAGUAUCAACAACAUCGGACCAUUAA